GGAAAAGAAUUAGUUCCUCUUUUAUAUAAAAAGAACAGCCCAUUUUUAAACACUCUUCACAAGCUUCUUUAUUAAAUACCUCUUACCUUUUUACUUCUUUUUUAAACAAAACAAGACCAACCCCCUUUUUCAUUUCUGUUUUAAAGGCGUUUUAAGUGAAAAAACGCCUACAAGGAAAAAGAGUAACAGCACUGGAUAAAAACACCGUUCUCUUUCUUUACGCUUCAAGCACCAUCUUUUCCAAGGCCUCCAAGAAAAGGAAUAUAAACAGUAGUAGUAGUAGUAGUAGUAGUAGUAGUAAUAGUAAUAGUAGUGAAACAAGUCCAUGAUUAUCGCCAGUCCAGCUAAAAAGGAAAUUUCUAUUCCUUUACAACCUUUAUCAACAUCCUCUUCCUCCUCUUCCUCCUCCUCUUUAUCAUCAUCAUCAUCAGUAGCAUCAAAUUCAACAGUCUCAAGCUUCCAAGAUAAGGAAGAAGUCAUUACUAAUGCUACUACUGCUGCUGCUGCUACUGUUGAUCAUGUCACCGUUCAUCCCCGUACGAGAGGUCAGAAUGAUAUGAUUACUCAAGUAUUUGGUCAAGCCAGUUUAUUUGAUACUCAAGUAAAUGACAUUUUAUCCAUUACUACUUCUCUUUCAGGAUCUACUGUGAAUAAAUCAAUCAAAACCCUCACUUGCGAAGCUUUUAUUCAUAAUGAAACUGUCUUUCUUAGUUCUCCAUUUGUAGGUACAAAUGCAGGCAUAUUGAACUGGGCGGAUGGUGAAUUUCAAUCAUGCAUUACCCAUUUGAUUGAACUCGCUGAGGAGAAGACAGGUUGCACCGCUUUGAUCGUAGCUAUCGAUCGUCGUCUGUAUAAAGAAUCGCUAAGUACAGUUCUUCGUGCUUUCAUGUACUUGGGAUUCGAAAUGGUUAGUCCUUCCGUUCAUGGUCAAGAACCUGGUUAUAUUCUUGUAGGUUAUGAACUUUAAUUUUCCCUUUUUUCUUUUUUUCUCGUUAUUCUCUCACACAUAU
This is a messenger RNA of Rhizopus microsporus ATCC 52813, 1010 nucleotides long. RefSeq lists its product as uncharacterized. NCBI's taxonomy places the organism in Eukaryota, Fungi, Mucoromycota, Mucoromycetes, Mucorales, Rhizopodaceae. Gene Ontology annotation, molecular function: ornithine decarboxylase inhibitor activity. Bases 326 to 967 code for a protein of 213 amino acids. The record is from RefSeq and is a predicted model, not a curated record. The transcript has 4 exons.